Messenger RNA from Sphaeroforma arctica JP610, 595 nucleotides. RefSeq lists its product as hypothetical. The annotation marks the transcript as partial. The transcript has 4 exons. Lineage: Eukaryota; Ichthyosporea; Ichthyophonida. The record is from RefSeq and is a predicted model, not a curated record.
AUGGGACAACCGACAAGCAAUGAGGACAUCACAGACAUGCCAGAGGACACCCAGGUUGCCAUGGAAACCAUAGCAGGCACCUCCAUCAGUUUGGCGUGUUGCGGCUAUGUGUUGGAGAUAGUUUGGGUUGAGCGAUUCACCACGCGCCAAACGCCUGCAUGUCCGGACUGUACCAAAGCGUUUACCUGGGUUGACCUGGAACGGUGGGCCAAGGACAGCGCUACCUUAGCGGCCUUCGGGGAUGGAUUUUACAAACGCUAUCACGCAGUGGUUACCACACGACGUUCGGUUGAUUCAGACGCUAUUGCUGGUUUCCAGCUGGCAAUUACAGGUCUUUUAGCGGAGCAAGUGGACGGCACCACAGCCUCUGCGCAGUACACUCGUACUGGCAACGGCUGUGGGUAUGCGGGAGAUCACCCCACAGACAACAGGCAUCUCGAUGAAGGCAUGGCUAAGGCAAAAAAGGCCCAAUUAUUGGCCGAUGAUAGGCUGGAGAAACACCUUCUCGGGGUGACUGCGUCUGUGACGAUUGUGCGAGAAAAAGGCAGAGGGGUGUUCUUUAUCGCCGUGCCAUUGUUUUACCACUCGUUUCUGG